Messenger RNA from Trametes versicolor FP-101664 SS1, 747 nucleotides. RefSeq lists its product as uncharacterized. The transcript is spliced from 4 exons. The record is from RefSeq and is a predicted model, not a curated record. The coding region runs from base 1 to 657 and encodes 218 amino acids. Lineage: Eukaryota; Fungi; Basidiomycota; Agaricomycetes; Polyporales; Polyporaceae.
AUGUCCGCAGCACCAAGGAUUGGUCUCCUCGUUCCUCUUCACGCGAAGCCCGACCAAGUCGAGGCCGUGGCCAACUUCCUCGGCGUUGGGUACACCCUGAUGACGGGCAACCAGGAGCCCGAGACGCUGCAGUGGUUCGCGGUCAAAUACGAAGACCAGCCCGUUUACGCGAUCUUCGACACAUUCGCGGCUGAGAGCGGCCGCAAAGCCCAUAUCGACGGCAAGGUGGCUGACGCUCUCAGGGCGAACGCCAGUACCCUCCUCGCUCAGAGCCCCGACAUCGCUGGCGGCCACAUCGAGAUCCUGGCGAGCAAGGUGAAGCCCACUGGCGCGGAGAGCGACGUGAAGAGGGGGGUGACGAAGGGGCUGCGUGUUCUGCUGAAGGCGAAGGCGAGCAAGAUUGACGUUGUAAGGGAGUUCCUGAAGAGCGCGGUUCCUCUCGUCGAGGCAGAGGCAGAGACGCCGCUGUGGUACGCCAUCGAGUAUCCUGGCACGAACGUCUUCGGCAUUAUCGACUUCUUCCCCGAUAUCAACGGGCUGGAAUUGCAUCUGAAAGGAGAGGUGGCCAAGGCUCUGUUCUCGAAGGUAGACGAGCUGCUGGAGGGGCCGCCCGACGUCGUGAAGACAGAGGUCUUGGGUGUUACUUUUAUGCCAUGAAUACCGAGGGGAAGACGUCAAAAAGACACCAACGUCAAAAGUAUUAUGGUAUGGUGCCUCGCGCUCCGCCUGCCUCGUCCUCACUGAAGC